Prinia subflava (tawny-flanked prinia) is the source of this 2010-nucleotide messenger RNA. RefSeq names its product solute carrier family 25 member 11 (gene SLC25A11). The coding region runs from base 333 to 1571 and encodes 412 amino acids. The record is from RefSeq and is a predicted model, not a curated record. Gene Ontology annotation, biological process: transmembrane transport. The transcript has 9 exons. Gene Ontology annotation, molecular function: transmembrane transporter activity. Lineage: Eukaryota; Metazoa; Chordata; Aves; Passeriformes; Cisticolidae.
GAAGGUGGUGUAGGGCAGAGAUGGGGAUGUGGGAAGGUGAUAUGGGGUGGAGGGGGAUUUGUGGGGCAGAGCAGGCGUCCCGAACAGGCGGAAGCAGCUUCGGUGCUGUCGAGUCCUUAUAAGGGCAAUGUGGUGGCUCUGGCACUUCCUGUUCCCCCACUCGCCCCCCCCGGCUGACUCACGGAUGGAGGGAAGGGCCCGCAGCUGCCCCACGGAGAACUGGGGUAUCAAGGCUUGGGCCGUGGGGUGGAUGGAGUGUCCUUCCCCUGUUCCCCAUCCCCAGCGUGAAGGGACCCAGGCGUUGGGGCCCCCUGUGUGUCCUUGCCCCUGCCAUGAGUGACCACCCCCGUGGCUGUGAGGCUGGGCCACACCAUCGCCCCAUCACUGUCCCCUGUGGAGCCACGGCACCCUUGCAUCCUGUAGGACAGUAUCGCUGCCUCCCUUGCGCUCCAUCUCCAGGUGAUCCUGUCACUUGCAGCACCCUGACACAGAGCAGCGCUCCCCGCGCGGGGCCCCCGCCCCCGUGCCGCGCAGGCGCCCCGCGCAGGCGCACUGGCGCCGCGCCCCCCCCGAGUCACCUUGGGGCGCCGCCGGUGCCGGACCCCGCGCCCCCCCCGCGCCCCCGGUACCACGGCCCGGCCGAGAUGGCGGCGGCGCCGGCGGCCGAGAGGCCCAAGACCUCCCCGAAAUCCGUCAAGUUUCUCUUCGGCGGCCUGGCCGGGAUGGGGGCUACAGUCUUUGUGCAGCCCCUGGACCUGGUGAAGAACCGGAUGCAGCUGAGCGGGGCCGGGGCCAAGGGCCGCGAGUACCGGACAUCUCUGCACGCCCUGGGGUCCAUCCUGCGCCACGAGGGGCUGAGGGGCAUCUACACGGGGCUAUCAGCUGGGCUUCUGCGCCAGGCCACCUACACCACCACCCGCCUGGGCAUCUACAGCGUCCUCCUGGAGCGUUUUGGGGGGGCUGAUGGGACUCCCCCUCCGUUCUUGGCCAAGGCAGCCAUGGGCAUGACGGCCGGGGCUGCAGGGGCCUUUGUGGGGACCCCGGCUGAGGUGGCCCUGAUCCGCAUGACAGCUGAUGGCAGGCUGCCCCCCGGCGAGCGCCGCGGGUAUCAGAACGUGUUCGACGCUCUCGUGAGGAUGGCAAGGGAGGAGGGGGUGCUGACGCUGUGGAGGGGCUGUAUCCCCACCAUGGCCCGUGCCGUGGUGGUCAACGCCGCCCAGCUCGCCUCGUACUCCCAAUCCAAACAGUUCCUGCUCGACUCUGGGCAUUUCCGUGACGACAUCCUGUGCCACUUCUGCGCCAGCAUGAUCAGCGGGUUGGUGACCACGGCUGCCUCCAUGCCCGUCGACAUCGUCAAGACCCGGAUCCAGAACAUGAGGACGAUUGAUGGGAAGCCCGAGUACCGCAAUGGGCUGGACGUGCUGCUGAAGGUGGUGCGCUACGAGGGCUUCUUCAGCCUCUGGAAGGGCUUCACCCCCUACUACGCCCGCCUGGGCCCUCACACCGUGCUCACCUUCAUCUUCCUUGAGCAGAUGAACAAGUGGUACCAGCGGCUCUUCCUCAGUGCCUGACAGCCCCCCGGGGGGGCAGGGGGGCUCUGACCCCAUCCCGUGGGCUCUGUAGGGGCACCUGACCCCCCAUGAAGGGGCUCUGGGGGGGGUCUGACCUCUCCCUCAGGUGCUGUGGGGGUGCCUGACCCCCUCCACCCCACCAGGGGCUGGGGGGAGGUGGCUCUGUGGGAGUGUCUGACCACCCCCACCAAGGCUGUGAAGUGGCCCUGGGGCCCUAUGGAGGGGUCCUGGGCCCUACAGGGGUGCAUCACCCACUCCUUGGGGCCCUGGGCCUGACACAGGGGUGCUGGAUCCCUCCCACGGGGUGACAGGGGUUGCCUUGUCCCUGUGGGGCAGCCCUAUAGAGGCUGCAGGGUGCCCCCUGUGCCCCCCUCCCACCCCUCUGGGGGUUUUGUUACCAGCCAAUAUCAAGGUCACAGGGUGGGGCAAGAGCCCCCCC